AUGUCCAAACAGUUCGGCCGUAUCACUCACUACGCAUUUGAUGCGGUACUCUUCUCCGCCUUCCUGGCUGGUGUCAAGCGCUCUACAGGUCUCACUCUCGACUCUGAUAAGAUCUCCGACAGCAAAGACGUCAAGAAGUGGAUCGACAGCUACCUCGGUGUUGGGGAGUGGGUUAUGGAUCAAUCGGUGGUGGUGAUGGGUUCAUCAGGCUGGUUCGAGCGGAGACGGUGA
This is a messenger RNA of Penicillium waksmanii, 231 nucleotides long. RefSeq names its product DUF1748 domain-containing protein. NCBI's taxonomy places the organism in Eukaryota, Fungi, Ascomycota, Eurotiomycetes, Eurotiales, Aspergillaceae. The coding region runs from base 1 to 231 and encodes 76 amino acids. Gene Ontology annotation, cellular component: cytoplasm. The transcript is spliced from 3 exons. The record is from RefSeq and is a predicted model, not a curated record.